AAAACCAGCAGGAACAGAGGGGAGAGUGAGAUCUCCAUGGAUCUAGAUCUACCACAAUAACAACAACAACAAUAAUAAUCAAAAUAAUUUCACAUUUAUGACCAACAACAAGCUUUAUUGCAACUUCCUUUGGUCCAUCAAUAGCAUCAAUGAUAGAUUCAUCCUCAGAUCUAACUACAAGCCUCAUUGCAACUUCCUUUGGCCCCUCAAUUCCAAGGGACAACUGAACAAGCACUUUCGUGCCCAUGAACACGCCAGUUCGGAGAAGACAAAGAUGAGAGAGAAGAGAGAGAGCCAUAUCAGAAAUGGAAGAGAGAGAGGAUGUCAUCGCAUGGAUCUCGUCCCCUUCACCGCCACCGUCCGAUUUGCUUAGUGGAGGAAUGCGUACCGGAGGUUGGCGAUGAUGAUGGAGAUGGCGGCAAGUGAUGUUGAGAGAGGAAACGAUCUUAGUGAAAGAGGUUUGGCUCAGUGGAUGAGAGAGAGAGAGAGAGAGAGAGAGAGAGAGAAGAGAAGUGAAUGAGUGAAUAGGAAAAACAACAUAUAUAUAUAUAUGGGGAUUAUUUGGGGCGGGGUGAGGGAACCUAUCCUCGUUCCCGGCCCGAAAGUCUUCGGGGAUCUAUUUUUCAAUACCAGCCCCGACCCUAUGAGGAUAAUUUUUGGGAAAAAUCCGACUUAACAGGAUGGGGGCGGUCUGGGUCCCCGUCGAGCCGGGUUCAAAUUUCCAUCCCUAGAUGUAAGAUGACAUUCUAACAUGGACGCUAAUAGUCAAGGAAGCCGUGUACUACUCAGCUCAGCUCCAACUUCCCAACUCAAUGCCCAAAGUUGAGAAAAAAGAGAGAGUUGAGAACACAAUAAGAGAGAUGGGGUUUCAAGACUCCAUGAACACAAGAAUAGGAGGUUGGGGCAACAAAGGCUAGAAGAGGAAAGUGAGCAUUUGCAUAGAGAUUUUAACACGCCCGAAACUUCUCUUUCUUGACGAGCCGACAAGUGGGCUUGAUAUCACCGCGUCAUGCUAUGUCAUGAGCAGAAUUGUGAAACUUGCCAAGCAAGAUAGGAUGACAGUGAUAGCUUUCAUCCAUCAACCUAGCAGUGAAGUGUUUGGUCUCUUUCACAACCUUUGCCUCCUCUCUUUGGGCCAAACAAUAUACUUUGGUUCCCCUUGUGCAGCAAAUCAGGUUUUUGCAAUGAAUGGUUUUCCAUGCCCAAUGCUCCAAAAUCCAGCUGAUCACUAUUUGAGAAAAAUCAACACAGACUUUGAUGAGGAUAUUGAACAAGGUGAUGAUGCUGGAAAGAUGACAACUGAGGAAGUAAUUGAUGUUCUCGCUGAAUCUUACAAAUCAUCUGAUAUUUGCAAGCAGAUUUAUAGACAAGUAGCUGAGAUAUGUAGACGAGAUGGAGGAGUAAUAGAGAAGAAGGGAAGCCAAGCUAACUUCUUUACCCAGUGCCUUGUUCUCACAGAGAGGUCUUUAAUUAACAUGUACCGAGACCCAGGCUAUUACUGGUGGCGCCUUGCUAUAUACAUGGCAUUGGGUUCAGGUUUAGGCAAUGUGUUCUAUGAUGUUGGCCCUAGUUGUGGUUCAAUUCAUGUAAGUCUUGUGUCACAAACAUUUAACCAAAAGAAGCGGUUUUUCUCUAGAAAAAAGCUCAAGUGUACGGGAGAUUUUUACAAAAUGGGAUAUACAUGUGAAACCAAAGGUGGGGCCCACAUGUAUCCUACUUUAUGUGGGUCCUGCACAUUUGCCUCACAUCUGUGUUUUGUCGUGGGAAAUUUUGUGUGUUGUAGCAUAGCAGUUAUUUUUAGUCCAUUAGUCCAAUUUCUCAGACUAGAAUGUCCAGUUGAGGGGAUUGUGGGUCCAUUCUGAUUUCAUCUCAAUGAUCAAAUUGUUCAUCUUGUAA
This is a messenger RNA of Camellia sinensis, 1896 nucleotides long. Lineage: Eukaryota; Viridiplantae; Streptophyta; Magnoliopsida; Ericales; Theaceae. The record is from RefSeq and is a predicted model, not a curated record.